Cuscuta europaea is the source of this 2518-nucleotide messenger RNA. The record is from the annotation of a GenBank genome assembly. NCBI's taxonomy places the organism in Eukaryota, Viridiplantae, Streptophyta, Magnoliopsida, Solanales, Convolvulaceae.
AUCAGUACGACUCACCAACUUUGCCCACGCGCGGAACCACGCACGUAAGACACACGCUAUACAGUCUUGGCUCUCACUCUCUCAGACAGUCCCUCUAAACAGUCGCAGACGAGAUAGGCGGUGGUAGAUAAGGGUUCAUUUCCUUCACAUGUAAGUUCGCACCGACUGUGAGCUUCGCCACUUUUUCAUCUUAGCUCAAUUAACUGCUCACCUGAUUUUUUAUGUUUACUCUUUCUCUCUUUCACGCAUCCUCUGUUUGAUGUUGUUGAUUUUGUUUCAGCAAUGGCGGUUCCCAGAUCUUGAGAACCUCCGUUCUCGUGACUAAACAAUUUUGAAGUCACCCGAUCUUUGAAGCAGGCUUUUGCCAAUGGGGAAAUCUCCAGCAAAGUGGAUCAAGACAGUGCUUUUUGGAAAGAAAUCUUCCAAGUCGCCCUUAUCAAAGGAUGCCGCUUCUGCCAAGAAAGUACCCACAUCAGAUCUUGUGGAGGACCGUCCAGUGAGAUCAGAUCCAGCAAGCUACAUUAUUAAUGGAGGUGAAGGGAAGACAGAGCUAGAUAGUGUUACAACCACUGGGUUAUCAGGUGAUACUCUUGCUUUGUCAUCUGUGGCUCAGAAUGUGGAUUCACUAAGCUUAGGUGCUGUGUCAGUUGAUGGCGCCGAGAUGAAAAUGCAAGAAAAAGCUGCAACUAAGGCACAAGCGGUCUUCAGGGGCUACUUGGCUCGCCGUGCUUUUCGAGCUCUUAAGGGGAUCAUAAGGCUGCAAGCACUUAUUCGUGGGCACUUGGUUCGGCGGCAGGCAGUUGCUACGUUGCGUUGCAUGCAAGCAAUUGUUAGAUCUCAGGCAUUGGUCCGUGGACGGAGAGUCAGACAUUCAAGUCCUGUGUGUCAGGGGAUUGGAAAUUACAGUUUGAGAGAAAGGAAGGAUGCUAAGCUGGCAGGGUUAAGCGUCACAAUUAUGCCUCUAAGGUCUGAUAAACUGGCAGCUAAUGCAUUUGUGUGCAAGCUUCUUGCUAUAGUGCCAAAAGCUAUGCCCCUGAGCCUUCAGUAUGAUGUGACCGAACCUAAUUCAGCUUGGAACUGGCUUGAGCGUUGGUCAUUAUCUCGCUUUUGGGAACCACUUCCCCGGCCUAAAAAGAUUCAAAACCCAAAAUCUCAAAGAAAACAUGGUGCACAUGGUAAUAUUGAGAUGGAAUCUGGAAGACCAAAAAGAAGCGUCAGGAAGGCUCCUAUAUCAUCCAAUGCUGACAAUCACGGAUCAAGUUCCUUCGAUUCUGAAAAACCAAAACGUGUUCCUAGGAAAAUCAUAAAUCAUCAGACAGAAACAUCAUCACUAGAACAACCUCAGGCUGAACUGGAGAGGGUAAAACGGAACUUAAGAAAAGUUUCUGCAUCAUCCACGACAGUACCUCCUGAAAAGCCAGAUGUGGAAAUCGAAAAGGUGGUCCUUCCUGCCCCUCCAGAAUUGCCAAAAUCAUUGUGUGACCCCUAUGAGGCUCGUGAGCAAGCAAUAGCUGAAGAUUCUUUAGACUUGAUAACUGAGUCUAAGAUUGAAUCUGUAGAAUUGACAGUAUCUGAGCCCUCUCUGGAACCCGACACAGUUGACAAUAUUACCCAUGCUGAGCAGUUGCUCUCUGAAAAUGUAGAGAGUGGAGAGACACCCCAUGUUGUCAAGGAGGAAUAUAAUUCAAAGGAAGAUCAAGCUGGAAAGGAAAACCAGAGAAGUAGGAGGAGGAGGUCUCUUCCUGUAAAGCAAGAGCCUGCUGAGAAUGUUUCACAAAAUGCACCAAGCUUGCCUAGUUAUAUGGCAGCAACUGAAUCUGCAAAGGCUAAGCUUAAAGCACAAGGGGCUACUCGACCAACAAACGAAGAUGAUGCUGAAAAUGGUUUUAUAAGACGGCAUUCACUUCCAUCAUUGACCAAUGGAAAGUUGAUUGCACUAUCGCCUCGGUUGCAGCGGCCAGUUCAACCACACGGAAAAGGAGGAAACAAAACUAACAAAUCAGUUUCCGCCACUAGAGAUGAGAAGGGGCUUCAUCCUGGAUGGAGGAGGUGAGCUCAAGAAAUAGCUCUUACUGGAAGUUCAAGGCAUGUAAGGCUGUUUCAUUUGGUUGUGAAAUCAGUUGUGGAAAAGAUUAGACUGAGUUUUACUAUAAUUUGUCACUCCCAAGCUUCUCCAUGGUAGGCUUGCUGUUUAAAAGGGGAAUGUAUAGCCAAGACUCCCAGAGUGUCAUUUGUACGGUGUUGUGCCUUUAUUUUUCUUUUGAGUUUUCUGUUUUGUAGCGUGCAGUCGUGCAAAUGGUUGUUGACUCAUUUAUCUCUUGCUACAGAUUUGCUGUGUGCUACGUCGUGGUGUUGAUUUUUUAAUUAUAUUUUAAUAUUUUAGUUGGUCUUUCAAAACUGCUAAUUGUUACUUUGGCGUCUGUCAGUAUUUCCUUCAAAUUACCUGCAACAUUUGCAUCAGAUUCAUAUUGAAGUUGGGAAUUACAAAACCGCUUAUGAAAAUGCACACCCAUUUCAC